Molecule: messenger RNA, 1095 nt
Organism: Tetrahymena thermophila SB210
Lineage: Eukaryota; Ciliophora; Oligohymenophorea; Hymenostomatida; Tetrahymenidae
Product: sperm-tail PG-rich repeat protein
Exons: 5
Source: RefSeq, a predicted model, not a curated record
AUGCAGUGUUUAUUAUUAGUUUUCUAAUUUAAUUAAAAUUAUACAGUGAAAAAAAUAGCUGAAAAGGAAAUACUAAGCAACUUUUAUUUAUAAAGUAGAUUAAUCGAUUAAUAAAAUUCAAGUUAUUUAAAUAUGUCUUAAUCUCUACCUUCAGUUUAAAAAUCAGCCUCAAUGACUUUAAUGCCAAUCAUGGAGAUGUAUAACAUAUCAACAAGAUAACAUGCAGCUUGGGGUUUGGAUGGAUAUGAAGUUCCCAAAAAAUAUUUUGAUCAUCUCAAAGUUGUUUAGGAUAGGCAUUUUGAAGAAAUUAGUAAAUCAGGAAAGGCUACUAAAAAUAACAAAAUCAUAACAAAAAGAGGAAGCUACCUUGAAGAUGAAAUAAAAUUUAGAGGAUAAAAUCCUGGACCUUAAAAGUAUGAUGUUACCUACAAAUGGGUUUCAGACGCAGAAAUUGAAAAAGGCAAAAAACUUCCUAAAAACACAAAGAAAAAUACUUUCAUAGAACAGAUCUUUUUAGAGUAAUAGCGUAGAGGUAUACCUGGUCCUGGAAAAUAUAAUAUUUUAAAAACAGACGAACAAGUCAAAGCAGAAGCAGAAAAAAUGAACAAAAAAUUAAAAUAUGGUGAAAGAAGUAAUUACUUGCAAGAAUAUGAAUAUCUUUCAAGCACUCUUCCAGGCCCUGGAAAUUAUAAUCCAAGACCUAUAUUGCCAAAAAUCCAUAAAGAUAACAUGAGCCCUGAUAAAUGGAUUGCUUUUCACAAAGCAAAGUUAAGUAAAACUGCUAAAUCAAGUUUACCUGAUGUUGGUACUUACAAAAUGAACUAUCCAUUGGACUAUGCUACUUUUGGUAAGAUGCUAGUGAAAACUCAAGAAGAAGGAGGUAACAAAAAGAGCUCAGUAAGGUACAUGGGAACAGAAGAACGUUUUAAAGACCCUAAGAAAACAAAAUCUAAAACUAGCUAAAUAGUUCCUGGACCAGGCCAGUAUCCUUUAGUAGCUAAAUGGCAAGGUAAAGAAUAAAAGAAAGAUAGCAAAGACAAAAAUUGGAUGGAUAGUAUAACUACAGGAAUUUCAAAAUCUAUUUAUUAUAGCUGA